Messenger RNA from Sparassis crispa, 633 nucleotides. RefSeq lists its product as hypothetical. NCBI's taxonomy places the organism in Eukaryota, Fungi, Basidiomycota, Agaricomycetes, Polyporales, Sparassidaceae. The transcript has 4 exons. The coding region runs from base 1 to 633 and encodes 210 amino acids. The record is from RefSeq and is a predicted model, not a curated record.
AUGGCGGCAGUCGCGUCGUUCGAACUGGCGGGGUCAUUAGCCAAAUCUAGCGGUCCAGUUCGCCGUUUUACGACAUGCUUGCUUCAGUCUUUGAUUCGUCCAUAUAACGAGCAGGCUGUGGGCGUAAAUGCAGAGUUCGUCUUCCCUUCCUUCCACAGCACGUCUUCACUCUCGUUGUUCCCUCAACUGCCUUGCGCCUCCUUCUUUGUCUGCCCUUUCAUGCGACGGCUGGAGCCGCCAUACCCGUCGUUCACCCUCGUUAUGUCUCUACUGGAAGGCGAUGUUCUUCGAGCUCCUACCUAUCACGAUUGGUACCACGCAAAUACGACUUCACCCAGCUGCCGUGAAUGUCAAGACCGUUUGAUGAAAACGGUAGACUACCGCUACACCGAAGAGCCGGUAUUCGAAGAGCCGCCUUCAAUGACGUUGCAUCCACAGAGAGUUGGCGACGAUAUUUUAGAUUGUGAUGUCUCCAUGUUAGACUUGAACUCUUCUGUUAGACGUGAGGUGGCGGUCAAUGUGCGUCGCGGAGAUUCUGCGAAGGUCCCUGUGAUCAUCCAGACCGUCGUACUCGCGUUCAAGCGGAGCUAUCGUGCACUACGUUCACGGAACCCUGCGCAUGGUGACCACUAG